Molecule: messenger RNA, 3639 nt
Organism: Saccostrea echinata
Lineage: Eukaryota; Metazoa; Mollusca; Bivalvia; Ostreida; Ostreidae
Exons: 5
Coding region: 1-3639 (1212 amino acids)
Biological process (GO): DNA integration
Molecular function (GO): zinc ion binding; nucleic acid binding
Source: RefSeq, a predicted model, not a curated record
AUGGCUGAAAGGUUGAAGGAACUUAUUGAUUAUGGGGUAUCAUUAGGUUAUAAGGAAGAUGAUUUAAGAGAAUUUGUAAGAACUCAGCAGGAAAUUGAAAGAGAGGACAGAAGAGCAGAAAGAGAAAGACAGAAAGCAGAAUUAGAAUAUCAACAACAAAAAGAGAAGUAUGACAAGGAAAUGAAACUUCAACAAAUCACCCACCAAUGUGAAAUGGAAAUACUUCAAGCGAAAGGGAAACUGAAGAUUGGUGCAAGUGAUGAGGUAAGUGUAAAAAUAAAAGGACCAAAGAUUCCAGCAUUUGAGGAUGGAAAAGAUGACAUGGAUAGUUAUCUUAGAAGAUUCGAGAGAUACGCAGAAUCACAGAAAUGGCCAAAGUUAACAUGGGCUACAAAUCUCAGCGCACUUCUUAAAGGUAAGGCAUUAGAUGUAUAUGCUUUAUUACCUUCAGAGGAAGCUCUUGACUAUGAUAAGUUAAAAUUAGCUCUUCUUAAGCGCUAUGACCUUACUGAAGAUAGAUUUAAGCGGAAAUUUAGAUCCUCCAGGCCAGAAGAAGGAGCGAAUUCCAAAGUCUAUUCAAGAUAUGGCUCAUUUAGCAAUCAAUACCGAGAAGCAAGGUUGGCUAAUACCUUAACAUUCACUAGCGAUAAGAGCAGCGAAUUUCGCCCACAAAAGAAAGAUCGACAUGAUAAUGACAGUCACAGAAAUAAUAAAGGUGAGAGGAAAUAUCAAGCUAAGUCUUCCUUUAUUCCAAAAUCAGAAAGACGAUGCUAUGUUUGCCACAAGAUAGGCCAUAUAGCGUCAGAAUGUAGAAACAAGUCAAAAGUUAGUUCAGUUACUCAUCAGCAAUCGGAGAAUUAUGUAAAUGAGGAAACUGGAAAAGAUGAACCUGUGGCAAAGAAGCAAAAUAACAUGCCUGUUUCAGCUGGAUAUGCCGAAGGUAAGCCUGUGACAGUUUUGCGGGACACGGGAUGUAGUGGUAUAGUUGUAAGAAAAAGCAAGGUUGGUGAGGAUAAGUUCAUCGAACACAAGUUUCAAACCUGCAUUUUAGCAGAUGGGUCUUCAGUCAAGGUACCUGUUGCAACUAUUUCUAUCGAUACACCAUAUAUUACAGGAACUUUCGAGGCGUGGUGUAUGGAUAACCCCAUUUAUGAUCUCAUCAUCGGCAACGUCGAUAAGGUAAGAUCACCUGAUGAUCCAGAUCCGCUUUGGACUGAAGCACAUGCAGUAGAGACUCGCCAACAAGUCAAGAAUAAACAGAAACCAUAUCCACAACUGAAAGUCCCUGAGAUUGUGAAGGACAAUAUAAGACCAAAUGAUAUUAGGACUGAACAGGAGAAUGACGAAACCCUUGGAAAGAUUCGCCAAUGGGCAGCGGCAGAUCAAGAGCUACUCAAACGGAGAGGUAAAAUACGCUGGUUCCUGAAAAACGGAUUAAUCUACCGUAAGUAUCAAUCAACAGAUGAAAACGGUAAGAUUUUUAUUCAGCUUGUAGUACCACAGAAAUUUAUAGAUGUUGUAAUGAAAUUGGCGCACGAAUCCAUUAUGUCAGGACAUUUAGCCACUUGUCGCACAACAUCUAGGAUUCUUACAGAAUUUUAUUGGCCCGGAAUACAGUCUGAUGUUAAGCGAUUCUGUCGUUCAUGCGAUAUUUGUCAGAGAACAGUGCAUAAAGGCCGAGUUACCAAGUAUCCCUUGCAGAAGAUGCCUCUCAUAGACGAAGUGUUCAAAAGGGUCGCAGUAGAUAUAGUUGGACCAAUCCACCCGGUCACAGAUAAGGGAAACAGGUAUAUACUCACUUUAGUUGAUUUCGCAUCUAGGUAUCCAGAAGCCAUUCCUCUAGCAUCAAUAGAAACUGAGAGAGUUGCAGAGGGACUCCUAGACAUCUUCUCAAGAAUGGGUAUACCUGACGAAAUACUAAGUGACAUGGGGAGUCAGUUCACCUCAGCACUCAUGAGAGAGGUAAGCCGUUUGCUUUCAGUCAGACAGAUAACAACUACACCUUAUCAUCCUAUGACGAAUGGUAUGGUCGAAAGAUUUAAUGGUACCCUCAAACAAAUGCUGAAACGUGUCUGUGCAGAUCGUCCACGAGAUUGGGAUAGGUAUAUCAAUCCUGUUUUAUUUGCGUAUAGGGAAGUCCCACAAGAGAGUUUAGGGUUUUCCCCGUUCGAGAUAGUCUUUGGUAGGUAUGUCAAAGGACCGAUGAGUAUCUUAAAAGAACUGUGGACCAGAGACAUCGAUGAUCCUCAGGUAAGGACAACUUAUCAGUAUGUCUUAGACUUAAGGGAACGACUAGAAUCGACAGCUGAGCUAGCAAGAGAAAACCUGGAGAAAGCAUCCAGAAAACAGACGAAAUACUACAACAAAUCGGCAAGAGCUAGAAAUUUGAAAGUAAAUGACAAAGUAUUGGUUCUUUUACCGACAGAUUCCAAUAAAUUAUUACUGCAGUGGAAAGGCCCCUUCAACAUCAAGAAGAAGGUGAACAAGGUAGAUUACCAGAUCAGCAUGGGAGGUAAGUUGAAAACAUUUCAUAUCAACAUGUUGAAGAAACACCUUGAUAGGAAUACUGUUCGAGAAGAUUCGAAUCAUGAGGUCAACGCAGUUGUCAGCUCCGCUGUGACUGAUUGUACAGCAGAUGAACAAGAAGAGACAGACGAUAUUCCGAGUGCAGGGAAUACGGAGGGACCGGAAAGCGUCGAUAUUAAUCCAGAACUGUCAGAUGAUGAUCGACGGAGGGUAAUUUCACUCUUGAAUCAAUUUUCAGAUGUUCUUUCUGACAUUCCAGGGUACACCCACUUGAUUGAACGUGAUAUCAAAACUAAUUCAGAUCAACCAAUCAGAAGUAAGUCGUACUCAGUACCGUUUGCAAUGAAAGAUAUAGUGGAUAAAGAGGUUGAGAAAAUGCUUGAGUUGAACGUUAUUGAACCUUCAGAAAGUCCUUAUUGUUCACCAAUUGUACUUGUUAAGAAAAAGGACAAUACAUUUCGUUUUUGUGUCGAUUUCAGGGCUGUAAACUCCUGUUCUCAAUUUCACGCUGAACCAAUGCCUAACGCUGAAGAAAUUUUCUCGAAGUUUGCUAAUCACAAAGUAUUUUCCAGACUUGAUUUGUCCAAAGGAUAUUGGCAGCCACUUACUGCAUCUUCAAAGCCAAAGACAGCCUUUCAAACACCCAAAGGUUUGUUUCAGUUCCGAGUUAUGCCGUUUGGAUUGGUAACAGCUCCAGCGACAUUCUCAAGACUUAUGCGUAAGUUACUUUAUGGUAUGCAGAACAUCGACAAUUUUAUUGACGAUGUCAUCAUCUUCACACUUGAUUUAGAUCAGCACCUGAAGAUACUUGAAGAACUCUUCAAUAAGUUGAGAGAUGCUAAUUUGACAGCCAAACCGUCAAAAUGCUCGAUAGGAUACAGCAGUUUGGAAUGUCUUGGACACAUUGUAGGUGAGGAUAGACUAAAACCACAUCCUGAAAAGACAGAUGCGUCAGAUGGUGGUAUUGGUGCCGUUCUUUUGCAGCUAGACAAUGAAAUUGGAUUGAAACUUCCAGUAGCAUACGCUAGCCGAAAACUGAAACCGAGCGAAUGUCCCGAGAGAGGGAAUGCGUACAUGUCGUACCAGGAACCCACUGAAGUCGAAUUCCAGUGA